CCGCCGGCAGCUCCGCGGCCUCCAGCGCCUCCGCCUCCUCCCCCUCCUGGUUCUGCUCCUCCUGCCCCCGGCUGUGGCGCCCGCACCCCGGCUGUAUGAUCAGGCUACAGUCUUCAAUGAGUAACCAUAUUCCUCAGUUCUGUGGUGUUCUUGGUCACACAUUUAUGGAGUUUCUGAAGGGCAGUGGAGACUACUGCCAGGCACAGCACGACCUCUAUGCAGACAAGUGAACUGUAGAAAUUCAUUACUACUCCACCAAGAAGCCCCCCUAAGA
Pseudopipra pipra is the source of this 274-nucleotide messenger RNA. RefSeq lists its product as uncharacterized. The transcript is spliced from 2 exons. The record is from RefSeq and is a predicted model, not a curated record. Bases 96 to 230 code for a protein of 44 amino acids. Lineage: Eukaryota; Metazoa; Chordata; Aves; Passeriformes; Pipridae.